Amoebophrya sp. A120 is the source of this 476-nucleotide messenger RNA. Lineage: Eukaryota; Dinophyceae; Syndiniales; Amoebophryaceae. The record is from the annotation of a GenBank genome assembly.
AACGCAGCUGAGUGCUGGGGAAACGUGGAGGCAACGAUGGACCGCUAUCUGGAAAACAUCGACGGAACUACAAACUCUGCUUCUACGGGUCGUCAAGAUGAUCUAAAGCUGGUUGGUAGAAACCAGCAGAAGCUCAUGGCAGACGCGGCCGUUUUCGUUCCCCUGUUUCCCUACUGUCCAGACCCGCAGGCCUUGUUGCGUGCCGUCCGCACCAAGUACGGAGUCACGCCGACGACCAGCUGCGUCAACGCCGCUUUGACUGCGAUGAAUGGACUUGGCCAACACCGCGCAGUCGUGCAAAUGUUCUCCACCUUGAAGCACCGAAGCCGGGCAACAAGACACAUCACCCUGCAAGCCUGUCGGAAAAUUUUGUUGAAGCAAUCGCGCGCACUCGUGAUAGCAAAAAUGAUGACGGAGGCGGGCACAAAAGAACUCGAUGAGUUGUCAUCCAGUAGUUCUCUACUUGCCAAUUCGCU